AUGACGGACGUCGGCCCUACAUACUUAUGUUUGCAGACACUCGACAUUAGCCAAUCCAAGGGCGUGAGCGUGAAGCAACUGACACUGCUUGACAGCAAGGAAUUCCACAUGACCAUCUUCGACUGCAGCGGCGUGACGGUCCAAGGCGUUCGGAUCAUCGCGCCGGCCGACAGCCCCAACACCGACGGCAUCCACGCCAGCCACUCCCGCCACGUGAGGAUCCUCAACACCACCAUCGGCACCGGCGACGACUGCAUCUCCUUGGGGCCCGGCACCUCCGACAUGCUCAUGAGGGACAUCAAGUGCGGCCCGGGCCACGGCAUCAGCAUCGGGAGCCUGGGAUGGCAGGACGGUGAGGAGGGGGUGAGGAACGUGACCGUGGACAGGGCGGUGCUGAAGGGCACGACCAACGGCCUGCGGAUCAAGACGUGGGCGAUGCCCAACUCCGGCUCCGUCACGAACGUCUCCUUCUCGCGGGUCACCAUGAACCGCGUGGCCAACCCCAUCCUCGUCGACCAGAACUACUGCCCCCGCAACGUCGACUGCCCGGGCAAUAGCUCGGGGGUGCAGAUCAGCGACCUGUCGUACACUGACAUCAAGGGCUUGUCGGCGACGCCCGUGGCGGUGAAGUUCAACUGCAGCGGUACCAAUCCCUGCAGCGGGAUCAAGCUCAGGAACAUCAGGCUGAGGUACCGGCACCAGCGGCCGGCGCAGGCCAAGUGCCAAAACGCCGGCGGGUUCGCGUCCGGAGAGGUCACACCGCCGAGCUGCUUCUGACGAUCGGAGUUCUCACUGGUUCGUGUACUACUAGUAUACACCUUCCACAGUUGCGUAAGAUCAAAAACAUGAUAGUGUGAUCAUUGCUUGGUGGAUCACAAAGCGACCCUUACAUGUAGCCCAGGCUAGUAGUUUUAGCGGAUUUACUGAUUCUCAAUUGAUUGAGACAUAG
Molecule: messenger RNA, 949 nt
Organism: Triticum aestivum (bread wheat)
Lineage: Eukaryota; Viridiplantae; Streptophyta; Magnoliopsida; Poales; Poaceae
Product: polygalacturonase-like
Exons: 3
Coding region: 1-777 (258 amino acids)
Biological process (GO): carbohydrate metabolic process
Molecular function (GO): polygalacturonase activity
Source: RefSeq, a predicted model, not a curated record